Messenger RNA from Symbiodinium pilosum, 1182 nucleotides. The record is from the annotation of a GenBank genome assembly. NCBI's taxonomy places the organism in Eukaryota, Dinophyceae, Suessiales, Symbiodiniaceae.
AUGCCGUUGACUAUACGGCGUUGUGGUAAACAGGUUCACACGUCUGCAGAUAACUUGGAAGCCUACCAGCUUGUUGACGACGACCUUGGUCGCUUAGUGCAGUGGACUCUGGGAAGCCAGCAGGAGCUGUGGGAAGUGCGCUUCGUGUUCACUCACGUUUGUGGUCCGAACGGCGGCACUGUCCUGGGGUUGGGAUUUGGGACUGCUGACGUCCGAAUGGAAGAGGUGGACAUUCUGGAGUGUGAGAACCUUGCAGUAUGUGAUGCCUACGACGGCGAAAUCAACAUCCUGGGGCAGCAAGUCAGCAAGGAUGGCUUGGAUCUCUGUGAGCCCAGCUCGGGCACCUGCGAGGAGGAGUCCAUCACAGCCAUGUACGACUCCUCGCAAGGCUUGCUCAGAUUCACGGUGGACUCCCGGAGAUGUCGUGGACAGUUCAGGGCCGACAUCAUGAAGGAGUCGUUGAGGCACAGGGAACUGUACCCAACAGUUGCCUUUGCAAACAGAAAGAGCAAGGUCCGAAUCGAGCUCAUAAGAUGCUUGAUGGCCAUGCCAGUCCCCCGAGACGAACGUUUGCUGCGAAGAGAUUUCUCUACAUCCUUGACAGUUGCAACCGACGAAGGUGCGUCCGACUUCCCGAGUGGAUGCGUGAUAUUCGAAGUGGACGGGCGCAAGCUGCGGGCGGACAAGUUCCUGCUGGCGGCACGCUCAGUCUACUUCGAGCGAAUGCUCCACACAGGCAUGAGUGAGGGAGCCGCAUCGCAGGUGCCCAUUCCAAGGGCAUCGGCGCCUGCCUUUGAAGCGGUCCUUCGGUUCAUCUACUCGGCCGGUCAAGCUGGACAGGUGUUGUUUGAGCAGGCUGACCCGUUAGAAGUGUUACAUCUCUCCAUUGAGUUUCUGCUGGAGGAUCUCACUCGACUUUGCGAGUGGAAGCUCAUGCAGGGACUGACGCUGGACAAUGCCCUUGCUACCUUCGGCUCUGUUGUUUCGGUCCGCAACCAGGUCCCAGCUCUUGUGGAGAGUUGCAUAGAGAGGAUGCAGGGCCGCAUGAAAGACGUUGUUGGAAGCGAGUCUUUCAAAGAGCUCUGCCGCAGUGAAGUUGGUGUCCGGGAGUUGCUUCUCUCCCUGGAUGAGCCGCUUGCCAAGCGCCGCCGACUUCAAGUUCCUGGCAUUAGACCAGGCUGA